ACUGGCCCCGCCCCUCAGCAGCAGCAGUAACAAUGGCUCCUGGUCACUUAUGGAAACCGGACCGGGACCGAUGCUUAAAAACCUACGGAGUUGUAGUGUUAUUACUUAUGGAUGUAGUCGUACAAGGUGUGAACGGUUAUUUGAGAUCUUCACAUGUUGGUCCAGAGCCUCCUUACACCAGGGAUACUCAGCACGGGCCGGUGAUAACCAGUCCAGUGGUGCCCGCUGCUGCAUCAGUGUCACCUCCCGAAGAAGAAAACUACAUUGCCAAAUGUCCAAGUGGUGGUCUAUGCAGUCAGCUGCCAGCUGAUUGUAUAAACUGUAAUUAUCAACACAACUGCACAUAUGGGAAACCAGCCUCAUUCCAAUGCAAACCUAAAAAGGGUGUCCACUGUAUUGGUGAGACUGGACAGCAGCAAACCAACUUCUCUCUGUCUAUCACCUGUCAAUUCUGUUGGCAGCUUGACCCAUUGCUUUACCGCUGCUCUAACUCAACCAACUGUAUGACUGUGUCUUGCCCAAGGAAACGCUACAAUGCCACCUGCAAUGUUUUGGAACAUAUACAUUGUUUAGGUAAAAGACAUUUUCAGAAACGGUUAUUUUGUAACUGGACAGGAGGAUACAAAUGGUCAACGGCACUCGCUCUGAGCAUUACACUUGGAGGAUUUGGGGCAGAUCGGUUUUAUCUAGGCCAGUGGAGAGAGGGUUUGGGCAAACUGUUUAGCUUUGGAGGCCUGGGUAUUUGGACAUUAAUAGAUGUUCUUCUGAUUGGUGUUGGUUAUGUGGGACCAGCUGAUGGUUCUUUGUAUAUCUGAAACAUGGUUAGAUGCUCUGGCCGUUUUUCCUCUGGUGGCUUCACCAUCUUUAAGACUUAAGAUGCUGUGAUCUUAGCACAUUCGCCUGCCCAAUCUUGCUGUGCAACACGUCCUCAUCCCAUCUGCUGUCAGGCAGGAAGUGUUUAGCUCUUCGCAUCAACGAUAACUCUACCCACACAUGCUUCAGAUUGAGCUCCAUCUCUGUAUCUACCUUGUGGUGUCUUGCUGUUGUUGAUGGAGUUAUUCACGAAGACGACAGAGAGACAUUUAUUUUGUGUGUCUGUCUGGUAGAUUGGACUCAUGCGGCGAUAUUGGUUUGGUUUCCUGUGGAGCUGAGCUCUGGGAGAUUAGUUUGCACCUCAGAGGCAAGGGUUUUCCUUAUUUAUAGGUAAAUGUAUGGGAUGGGGGGGGGUUUCCAUGGAUACCAUGAGCUUGGUUGUUUAUGCUCAAUGCCGUGAAAAAGUAUGUAUUUUUUUUGUCCUGAAAGAUACAUUAAGGUCAACUAUCUUCAAGUACUGGAAGGCGUAGUAUUAUUCUGAUCUGGGGCAUAAAUGCAUCUCUGUUCAUUGUUUAAAUGGUAUAUUGCUGUCAUUUUUAAAUAAUUUA
Periophthalmus magnuspinnatus is the source of this 1421-nucleotide messenger RNA. It is a transcript of the gene tm2d3, whose product is annotated as TM2 domain containing 3. Lineage: Eukaryota; Metazoa; Chordata; Actinopteri; Gobiiformes; Gobiidae. The coding region runs from base 33 to 815 and encodes 260 amino acids. The record is from RefSeq and is a predicted model, not a curated record. The transcript has 6 exons.